GGCGGCCGCUUUGUCGCGCCCGCGGAGGCAGAGAGGAGCGGCGGGGAGCGAGAGAGAAACGCGCUUCGGUUAUCGUUCCAGGACCCCGCCAUGGUGCAGCAAGCGGAAAGUACAGAGACCGAGAGCAACCUGCCCAGGGAGGCGAUGGACACGGAAGAGGGCGAGUUCAUGGCUUGCAGCCCGGUCGCUUUGGACGAGAGCGAUCCGGACUGGUGCAAAACGGCGUCGGGGCACAUUAAGAGACCGAUGAACGCGUUCAUGGUGUGGUCCAAAAUCGAGAGGAGAAAAAUCAUGGAGCAGUCCCCAGACAUGCACAACGCGGAGAUCUCCAAGCGCCUGGGCAAGCGGUGGAAAAUGCUGAAGGACAGCGAGAAGAUCCCUUUCAUCCGGGAGGCGGAGAGGCUGCGGCUCAAGCACAUGGCCGAUUACCCCGACUACAAAUACCGGCCCAGGAAAAAGCCCAAAAUGGACCCGUCGGCCAAGCCCAAUGCCAGCCAAAGUCCGGAGAAAAACGCCCCCACCAGCAGCAACAAAAGCGCCAAGAGCUCCAGUAAGAAAUGUAGCAAGCUGAAAUCCUCCUCCGCCUCCUCUCCCCCCAAGCCGGGAGCCAAAGCCGCCCACCACGCGGACUACGCGGGGGACGAGUACGUCUUCGGCACCCUCAAAGUGAGCAGCAAGACGGUCAAGUGCGUCUUCAUGGACGAGGAGGACGAGGACGAGGAGGACGAGGACGAGCUGCAGCUGCGGAUCAAGCAGGAGGCGGAGGAGGAGGACGAGGACGAGGAGCCGGGGCAGCAGCAGCUGCGGCGGUACAACGUGGCCAAGGUGCCGGCGAGCCCCACCUUGAGCUCCUCGGCGGAGUCCACCGAGGGGGCGAGCCUCUACGAGGAGGUGCGGGGCGGCGCGGCGGCGCACGGCGGCGGCGGCAGCAGACUCUACUACAGCUUCAAGAACAUCACCAAGCAGGGCCCGCCGGCGCCGCCGCCGCCCGGCCUCUCGCCCGCCUCCUCCCGCUCCAUCUCCACCUCGUCGGCCGGCAGCGAGGAGGCGGACGACCUGCUCUUCGACCUCAGCCUCAACUUCUCGCAGCACAGCCACGCCGCCGCCGAGCUGGGGGUGGGCGCCGCCGCCGGCAACCUCUCCCUCUCGCUGGUGGACAAGGACCUGGACUCCUUCAGCGAGGGCAGCCUCGGCUCCCACUUCGAGUUCCCCGACUACUGCACCCCGGAGCUGAGCGAGAUGAUCGCCGGCGACUGGCUGGAGGCGAACUUUUCCGACUUGGUGUUCACGUACUGAGCGGCGGAGCGGGCGUGUCGCAGCCCGGCAGCAGCGGCCGAGGCGAUGCUGGUGGCGCCGGGAACGGCGCAGCUGGAGCGAGAUGAUGAUGAUGAUGAUGAUGAUGAUGAUUUAAAAAAAAAAAAAAGUCUUGUUUUCUUUUAGGAAGAAAAAAAAGAAGUCUCGAAGUUAGUUCCAAACCGAGCCCGGGAGUUGUGAUUUUUUAUUUUUUAUUUUUAUUUUUUUUAUUUUUAUUGCAUUUGGUGAUCACAACAACAAAAAAAAGGCAAAUGGGACUGGGGAAAAAAUGAUACAGAAGGCGCUGUUUGAAGCUUGUCGGUCUCUGAUUGAAGUCUGGAAGAUGGUCUGCAAAGAAGUCUUUUGGCAGCACAACUGUUACUCAAGGGGGUUUGUGGAUUUUUUUUUUUUAUAUUAUUUUCCCGUGAGAGAUCUUAAAGAACUGUUCUGAUUUUUUUUUUUUUCCAAAAGGGACCAUUGCAAGUUUUUUUUUGGAGGGAGAAAACUGAUGUCUUCUAUGCAUCCGAUUCUUAACAAAGCUGCAGGGAGCUUGAAAAAAUGCAGACUGUACAAACGCUUACAAAUAACUGAACUGACUUAAGAUCAGAGUUUACUUUUCAGAUCAAAUUGUUUAUGGUUUUACAAAUGUGAUUUCUACUUGCCAACUUUUUUUUUUUUUUUUUUUGUAACUUGUUCCCUUAUACCUCCUUGAUUGAAUACCAGACAGCCUAGACCUCAGUACAAAAAGGUAUUGAAACAUUUUUGAUACAUAACAGACCUCAGUCUUUUUUAAAAAUUAAUAUAUUUUCAGGCGUAUUUUUGUACAGUGAAAAGGGAACAUUCUUGCUGUGUUUUUUCAGUAAGACUUUUCAGGCACUUCUUCCCUUUUAUUUUUCUUUUUCUCUGUUUUUAGCAUGCAAGUUUGUUGGUACGUUACGUCCUGGUUUUAAAAGGAUUAAAAUUUUAAAAAAUAAUCCUUGCAUCUAAAGGCCUUGUGGUUUUAAAAAAAAAGAAACAAACACUUUUUUUUUGUACAGCUAUAGUUCAGAUUUGUUCAAUAUUUGUAGGUAAAGAUUUAUUGAAAAUGGUGAUAUAGACCUCAGAGCUGUUAUCUUAGUUUAAAAGAUUGUAUAUGUACUGUACUAUAGUAGGACUUUAUGUAUCUCAUACGCUGUGAUAUGUGGAUGGGGCCCCAGAUGGAAGGUAUGAAACUGGAUUCUCGAUUUUAGCAAAAAAGAAAAAAAAGGCACAUAGUUAAAGUUUCUCAUGUUGUGCAAUAUAAUCUAAAGUACAGACCAUCUGCAUAAUUUGUAGCAAAUGAUGGCAAAAGCAGACUUGUGCACUGUCAACAUCAU
Messenger RNA from Rhea pennata, 2648 nucleotides. RefSeq names its product SRY-box transcription factor 11 (gene SOX11). Gene Ontology annotation, biological process: negative regulation of transcription by RNA polymerase II; positive regulation of transcription by RNA polymerase II; neuron differentiation. Lineage: Eukaryota; Metazoa; Chordata; Aves; Rheiformes; Rheidae. The coding region runs from base 91 to 1296 and encodes 401 amino acids. The record is from RefSeq and is a predicted model, not a curated record. The transcript has a single exon. Gene Ontology annotation, molecular function: DNA-binding transcription activator activity, RNA polymerase II-specific; RNA polymerase II cis-regulatory region sequence-specific DNA binding.